This is a messenger RNA of Ustilaginoidea virens, 3348 nucleotides long. RefSeq lists its product as uncharacterized. The coding region runs from base 1 to 3348 and encodes 1115 amino acids. The record is from RefSeq and is a predicted model, not a curated record. The transcript is spliced from 4 exons. Gene Ontology annotation, biological process: RNA polymerase II preinitiation complex assembly; transcription by RNA polymerase II. NCBI's taxonomy places the organism in Eukaryota, Fungi, Ascomycota, Sordariomycetes, Hypocreales, Clavicipitaceae. Gene Ontology annotation, cellular component: transcription factor TFIID complex. Gene Ontology annotation, molecular function: RNA polymerase II general transcription initiation factor binding; RNA polymerase II general transcription initiation factor activity; TBP-class protein binding.
AUGGCAGAGCAGAAGGAGUUCUCGUCCUUUGACGAGAGCGCCUGGAAAGCCCAGGAUGCGGCCGACGAUCGCGAAAUCGCCCGAUUGCUGGAAGAGAGCCAAGAUGGUGCGAAUGGCGGGCUCAAGCUUGACGACGCGCCGUUUGACCAGACCGAUAAAGCCGAAGAUGCGCAGGACUUCGAGGACAUCAGUGACGACGACCUUCCAGAAGAAGAGCCUAGUGCCGCCACCUCUCUAGAAUUGCCCGGACUAACCGACGACGGAGGGACGAGCAACGACGCAGACGACUUAUUCGGCGAAGGCCCAUCUUCACCAACCGACACCAUUUUGGGACCCCCUUCGCCUGCUACUCGUGUUCGCAGUGCUGAUGCUGGUGACGAGUCUCACCCCGUCGACUCUAGCCUCAGCUUUGCCGCCAUCAACUUCGGCCUGGACACGCACAUGAACGGUGCUGCUAACCAGGAUCCUGAUAUUCCGGCCCCGGCGGAAACGGUGGAGGAUUUGCUCAAGGCAACUUGGCCCGCUUUCAAGAAAGGUCGGAUCCUCACUUGGAGUGAGCUCCUGCCACCCAAAAAGGCCAUUUGGAAGGAGAAGAAGCCUCUGAAAAAACCCAAACCACUCGUGACGAGCAAGUUGAGCCUAGAUCUGUCUGCGGAUCAGGAAAAGAUGUUUCGCAUUCCAGGGACAGCAACGGGAUCUAAACAGCGCGCCAUGGACAUGUCUUUUGCAGGUCUGGUUCGAUGUGAAGAGGAUGCAGUCGGGGAAGGCGAGGACACGUCGCAGUUUGAUCUAGAUCAAGAAUCGGACUCGGAAACUGUCAUGGGGUUCAGACUGCGGGAUAUCGACCUUGCCUGCGAAGAUUUCGACUCACGAAUCCUUUCCGUCGAAAGUGACUUCCAGAGAUACCAGGCCGCGGAGGAGUCCUCGGAAAGGAAGCGGCCUAUCGAGGAGCAAGACGAGGAAUGGGACGCAGAGUUUUUGGCAGACACGGCAGAGACUGCAGCCGAAAAGCAUCAACGACCGCGAAAAAGAAGGGCGAUUCAAUUCGGGCUACCCGAGAUCCCGCGUUACAGCGCCCCAACGUUUGAUAACUUUGAAGACGCCACGAAACGAGGAUCCAAACGAGUGCAGCUGGACAUGAGUGACCCUCAUCUCCUCCUCGACGCGGAAUUGCAUGUGCGCACCAAGCGGACCUGUCCAGACUCCAAAGUCAAGAGGAUGGCAAACGGAAACAUGGGCCGGGACAUAUCCCAGCGGUUCAACAUCUCAAACGACGAGGCAUAUGAGCUGCUGAAAGAAAACCAUCAGAGCAAGGUUCGUGCCACGCUGGGAAACAUUUCCGUGGAGCACAGUAUGCCAGCCAUCAAGCUCUCAUGGCCCUACUACAAGGUGAAGCUUGGCGGCACUACGGACGAGUACCAUCGGCCACGCUUCCGCUACAAAAAAUUUGCUGGCCACGUCAUCAAAUUCGAGAAGCCCCAGCAUCAGAGGCGUAAGCUGAUGAAGGGCAAAGCCCACGAGGUGUUCCGCUGGUCAAGGGACCUAAGUCUCAGCGACAACUCGACGGCGGUGCUCUUCGAGUACUGUGAGCCCAGACCGCGAGUUCUCAACAAUUUCGGCAUGGGCAGUAAGCUCAUCAACUACUACCGCCGGAAAGACAACAACGACGACGAGCAGUUGCCCAAGCAAAGUUUGGGCGAGUACCGUAUGCUGCUCCCGGAAGACAGAUCGCCAUUUUCUCUUUUUGGCACCGUGGAUGCAGGGGAGACGGUGCCCACCCUGCACAACGAGAUGUAUCGGGCUCCAGUCUUCAAGCACGCACCCCGCGGUACCGAUUUCCUGGUCGUGAGAAGCACCACUGGCGUCAGGGGCUCCAAGUGGUAUCUGCACAAGAUCGAUCACCUGCAUGUGGUGGGCCAGACUUUCCCCUCGGUAGAUGUGCCAGGUCCGCAUAGUAGGCGAGUUACGAACGCGUCGAAGAACCGGAUGAAGAUGCUAGCUUUCCGCAUGAUACGGCACAGCAAGUCAGACAACUGCCAGCUGUCGGACAUGACGAAACAUAUCGCGGAAUCCACCGACACCCAGAACCGGCAAAAACUGAAGGAAUUCCUUCAGUACGACAGGGACAGCGGCGAGAAGGGAAUGUGGCGCCUGAAGCCCAGCGAGAUCCUGCCAGACGAGAAUGCGAUCCGCGCCAUGAUCAAGCCGGAGGAGGUCAGCCUAUUGGACGCCAUGCAGCUCGGUAUCAAGGAGCUGGAGGAUGCCGGAUACGACCCCAGAAACGCAAACAUUGAUGACGAUGUCGUCGACGUCGACGUCGAGGAAGAGGAGGAGGAUGAAGGAGGUGCAAGCAAGGGCCCCAAGGGCGUCAAGAAGAUGGCCGAAAAGCAGGAGGAGACACUUGCGGACAAGAUGGCCCCCUGGAAGACGACAAAAGCGUUCAUCGAUGCAUGCGCCCAAAAGGCCAUGCUUCAGCUGCAUGGCGAAGGCGAUCCAACAGGGCACGGGCUGGGGUUCAGCUUCAUCCGCACCUCCAUGAAGGGCGGGUACAUUGAGGCUGUUCAGGGCCCGUUGGCGACGUCGGCAGACGCCAUGGAACGCGAGAAGCGCGCCAACGGCGGCCAUGCCUACAACGUCAAGAGACAGCAAGCCAUGUACGAAGAAGGCAUCAAGGAGAUUUGGGACAAGCAAAAGGCCACGCUGUCCGACGCCCAGGAACACGACGACAGGGACGUCGUCGCCACCGAAGACGAGGACGAUCGGUUCAACGUGCAUGCAGCGGCGACUCCGGCGCAGUUCGAGGAAGGCGCUAGCCAAAUUAGUGGAUUUACAUCGUCUAGCCGCCACCCGAAGAAAGCCAUACGCAUCACGAGGGAGGUUCGCCUGCCGGACGGCACGACCCAGUCGCGCGUCGAGGUGGUGCAUGAUCCGGUCGUCAUCUCACAGUACAUGAAGCGGCGCACGGAAGCAGACCUGGAAAUCAAAGACAUCUACAGCUCCAGGCCUACGGGUAAUGCCGAUCAUGACCGUCUUGCAGGCAUUAGAAUCAAGAAGGAGCUCGAACGACUCGAGAAGAACAAGGCCAGACGACAAGCUCGCGAACAGCAAAAGGAGCUCCACCAGAAGGCCAGCUCCGGCGACGCCGGAUCCCCCGGGGCCAUGGACAAGAUCCCCACUGGCACGACCCGAAAGUGCGCUAACUGCGGACAAGUCGGGCAUAUCAAGACGAACAAAAAGCUAUGUCCGUUGCUUAAUGGGACGAUGAAGACCGACAAGGGCGCAUUAGAACACGGCGGCUUUGGGAAUUACAGCGCGCCAACUAUGGGGGCAGGAUCGCCGGAUGCAUAG